Drosophila mauritiana is the source of this 4276-nucleotide messenger RNA. Its product is annotated as centrosomal protein of 162 kDa. Gene Ontology annotation, cellular component: centriole; axonemal microtubule; centrosome. The record is from RefSeq and is a predicted model, not a curated record. Gene Ontology annotation, biological process: cilium assembly. The coding region runs from base 352 to 3042 and encodes 896 amino acids. The transcript has 7 exons. Lineage: Eukaryota; Metazoa; Arthropoda; Insecta; Diptera; Drosophilidae.
UACCCACUGUCUACAAAGUGGAGUGGGGUGUGGGUACUGCAAAAAGUGGUUUAAAUGUUGUUGCCACGGCCAAACUGACGAUGCGCCGCGUCCGCUGAGCCUCGUGUCCGCAGCCGUGAGAUCCGUGAUCCCCAGGUCCGCGCUCUGGGCAUCCGGAAAUUCCCCAACGAGCAAAUAGUCCGACUGUUUUCUGUUCGUUUGCAAUUGGUUUGCAUUGACAGACCAGGCAAACAAACAAACAAACAAACACACUGAAGCAUCGGGAUUCUAUACACAUAAAUAGAAUAGAAACAGAAAAGUAGAUAGACAUCCUCUCUGGCCCCAUUGGAUUGCGGAUCAGAUCAGCGCGCCAUGUCGCAGGUGCUUAGCCCCCACAAACAGGGCGUGGCGGAGGCGGAUGCGUUGGACUACACGAACAGCAGCUCGAUCAUCGAGUUCCUGGCCAAAGAGCAGGACUGCGGCGGAAUACUGAACGAUCCGGACCCGGAGUCUAUAUUCCAGGAGGUGAGUCGCCUGUCCGACAGCACAGACAUGCGAUCCGUGGAUGAAUUGCUGCAGGAAGCGGAGCGCCUGAUCCAACAGCAGUUGCGUCUCGGCGGUAUUGUUCCGAAACUGGACGCUUCAGGGCCUCUUGCUCCGCCCAAAAGUCUCGGAGAAGAAGCUGCCACCGGUGGUGAUGGCUCUUCAUCAUCCCCGCAAUCCUCGCCGCACAGCAGCAUACGUCUGAAUACACGCUAUACCCAUCGCAUCGAGCAUUUGCCCGUUCCCUUGGCGCCAAAAACCGUCGCAGUCAAUGGCAGAGUCCGGCCCAGAUCCGGUUCCAAAUCGUCGGCCUCGCCAACAUCGGUGCAGACGCCGCUAGAGAGCAGCAAUGGAUGCGGCUUUGCCGCCUUCGUGGAUAACCUACCAUCGGAGUCGGUCAUCUCCGAGGAGUCCACGCCAAAGGAUAUGGACAUAGAGAACCGUACGGCGGCCAUGGCGAAGCUGCAUCUUCAGCAACUCCAGGAUAAUACCGAUGACGACGAGGAUACGAUGGAGGAGAUCACCGAAGCGGAGGUGGACGCCCCCACAUUUUCGCAGGCUGAGGACCCUGGCAAAGUGGUCAGGAGUCCGCCUGGAAGUCAGUUUAAGAGUCAAGGGCGUUCUUACAUCGAGUCCAGUCAGUCCAUUCGACCGAUGGCCAGCUACAGCGAGAAGGCGGUGGGCAGCUCACCCAAGCGCAUGGUCAGCACCUUGACCUCACCCAUCGAACAGAUCGCCUGCAGUGUUUCGCGGGAGCAUGCGCUCAAGCUGGAGAUCGAGCAACUGCAGGAGCGACUCAAGGACACCGAGGAGCGUCUGGCCUCCGUUCGCCUGCAGAGCGACUCACUGUCGCAGACGCAACGUGCGCUCCGGGAGCACAACAGCAGGCUGCAGGAGGAGUCCGAGAUGCUCAAGCUGGACGUGCAGCAUCUCAAUGAGUGCGCCAAUGUCUUGAGGUCGGAAUUGCAGGCGGCUCGCAGGGAUCGUGGUGAGGCGCUCCAGAUGCAGCGCUCCCUGCGCGAGGAACUCGAGGAGGCGCACCAGGAGCGACGGCGAACUGGAGAGGGCAAGGAGAAAGACAGCCGCGUCAUCCAGGACCUGCAACGCCAGUGCCGCGAGAUGGAGCGGAUACUGAUGCGCAAGCAUCCGGACUCCGUGUCCGCUCUGAUAGUGGCGUCCAAGAGUUCGGGCAUGUGUCCGCUUAACGACCAGGAGAACGUGAAUAGUCGCAAACUGCUGGAGCAGCGCAUCGCCCAGCUCGAAUCGGAUGCCAAGGAGCAGGAUCGCAAGGCGCAACAGAUUCUGGCCAAUGUCCAGGCGCGCUUCAACUCGGUGCAGGCCAAAUAUGAAACGCACAUCGCGGACCUGGAGACGCAGGUUUUAAGCCUUCAGGAGAUCAACACAAAACUAAACGAGCAGAUAGAAUCACAGGUGCGCACCUUAGAUCGGUAUAUGCAAAAGAGGGCGGAUAGAUACUACAACAAUUGCACCCAAACUGAGCCAUUAGAACAGGAUGAUGUAUCAGUCAGCGGUGAAGUAAACCACGGACGAGCUACUCCGGUUAGCUCGAACACAAUGGGCACCCAAACCCAGGCGGCGAAUGGAACGCGGGAUCAUAGUACCAAUACCAUUGGCUGCCCCUCGCCGGCGCUUGUGUGCCAGCAGCAGCACCUCCACCACGCGCAUGGCCACCUCCAUCCACAUGCCCCGUCCGCAAGCAGCAGCACCAGCAGCACGGCCAAUUCCACGCCGAACACGUCGCGCCCGAACUCGAAGCAAAGUGGCGGUCAAAGGCGUUCGCCACUGGUCACCGCGGGCCCCUCUAAGCUGCCCAUCUCGCAGUCGGACUCAACGCUCUCACUGCUCAGCCAUGGCGGCGGAGGAUCCAAGGAGGAGGCACAGUUGCUCAGCUCCGUGAGGAGUAUGCGCGUGGAUCUGGCCAUUAAAAACAAGGCAAUGCAGCGUCUAACGCGAGAGCUGGAUGAAUGCAAAAAGACCAUACGGAAGCUGCAGCGGGACAAGGAGGGUACUGGCUCCGGCAGCCAGACAGGCAGCAAACUGGAUCUGAGAUCCCAGGCCAGCGGCGGAUCCCUGCAGAGGCGCUCCAGUGGCUACGAUCACCAUCACCACGGCGACCACAUUCCGGCGGCCACCGAAAGUCAGGCUCUGAAGGAGGCCCAAAACAAGUACCGCCUGCUGGAGGCCGACUAUAAAACUCUUCAUGACAAGCGGCUGCAGGAUCUGAAGACCCUGCAGAGUGCUCACGAAAGGGAACUGGCCUCCUGCAACGAGACCGUGCGGAUCCUGCAGCAGCGCCUCAACGAGCGGGAGGAGGCACUGACCACCCAGAAGCGGCGCAAGGUGCCCGUGGACUACUAUGCCCUGAAAGCCAAGGUAUCGCUUUUGGAAAGGAGGCACUCGGAGCGGGAGGAGAGGCUUCAUAUGCUGGUGGAGGCACUCAGCAAAGGACGGCUCAACGGAGCUCUCGAGGAUCUGAUGCAGGAGAACAACAACAAGUAGAGGAGUUAAAAGCGUUUAGGAUAUUACUUAAGCCACAUUGCCACGUUCAAUGCCAGCCAAUUCGAUUAGAGUCCGUCUAAGCAGAAAAACAUCCAAUGAUAAAAACAAUUUUAGCCAGAACAAAAAGCAGGGGUUGGUAGCAAAGGGUCCGAGCACUUGCUGCCAGGUUGGAUUGCGUCUACAAAAGAUGAAACUCUAACUGACGCACCUGCGAUUUUCUCAAACCAAAUUCAAAUGUGUUCAAAAUGGAAACAAUAAGUAUAUCGACAAGUGAUCAGUUAGCCAACCAUUUAUUUAUAGGCUUAAGAUCUUUCCCAACAAAAGCUGCAAUUCAAUCUGGCGGCCAAGGCCAAUCGGAAUCCAUUUCAUGGCCCUUUGCUCACCAAGGAUAUUUAAUGAAACAGAACUAGAUUAAAGUUAUUGUAGUUCUUAGAGCAGAAUGUAUUUUAAAUAUCAGUGUUUCGAUGUAGAAAUUGAAUGGUUUAAACCACGUUCACACAACUUAGAAAGAGAUAGCGAUGGCGGUGUGAAAGAGAGCGAGCCAGUUGGAUGCUUCAUGGAAAUGAAAGAGAGGUAGUUUUUGGAAAUGAAAGUUGUACUAGAAAUAAGUAUUUUAUGUAUAUAGAAUAUCGAAGUACAGAAAUUCGAAGCGAUCUCAACUUGAAUAUUAUAUAUUUGAUUUAGACGAAAGGUGCUGUACGGGCACAAUUAAUUUUACCAACCUAGCAGUCGAUUUUUUUUUACCUAACCCAAUUAUUGUGCGUUUAUGAUAGAGAACUUUGAAAAAGUUAAAAACAAACUAAGAACCAGGGACCGUAAAUAAGGUUUAUUUACACCCCUUUCCCUACCCUAAACAUCCCAAAUAGGCAGAUAUAUAAGACACCAAUAUGCUAACAUGUCGACCACCUAUACAGAAAGUAUAAAUGUAUUUCAAAACUUGAUGACAUACCGAAAUUAAGAACGAAAGAAAUUCUAUAGACUUCUCUAAGAGUAGACGAUAUUUCCACGUUAAUUCUAUUAUAAGCAAUGCAAAGUUCAUCCAGUAUUUAUUAUAUAUAACUUUUGUUAAAAUUGACAUUUUUUUUGGAUACUUAAUGAUUACCGAGUGAAUUUUCGAAAUACUACGGUCCCUGUUAAAAGAAUGAAAUGGAAUAGUACUAGAUCUCCCAUAAGUAAAAACUCAAGCAGGCGGACAAUUAAGACAAAAACCAAAUAAAAAUUCCCAGUAUUCCAA